Molecule: messenger RNA, 2411 nt
Organism: Ochlerotatus camptorhynchus
Lineage: Eukaryota; Metazoa; Arthropoda; Insecta; Diptera; Culicidae
Product: fatty acyl-CoA reductase wat-like
Exons: 7
Coding region: 480-1937 (485 amino acids)
Biological process (GO): long-chain fatty-acyl-CoA metabolic process
Cellular component (GO): peroxisome
Molecular function (GO): alcohol-forming very long-chain fatty acyl-CoA reductase (NADP+) activity
Source: RefSeq, a predicted model, not a curated record
GAGCCUAUAUCAACAUCGCGCGCGCUUUGUUCUGCACGUUCAGCGAGGUUCGUAGAGAUUCAGAGGUUUGCGAAUAAAUGUGGCAUCGUGCUUGGGGCACACUUUUACUCGUUGGUCAACCGUCGCGUCGUUUGGCAGUGCGCGCACUCUAGGAACGAACCGUACGUGUGCGUGUCAGUAUCUUCCGAUCUUUGCCUCCUGGUUUCUCGCUAGUCUAUUGGUGUUUUGAUUAUUUUUUGUUUCUCUGGGCUUUCAUGAGUGACUUACUAUCUGCUAGCUACCACCAAGGACCAGGGGGUUAGUAAGCUCAGUGGAUCAACAGCUUCAGCUCGAGUGGUUCAGAAUCGUGUUGCACCUCAACCGAGACGGAUCUUGGGUAGCUCGUAGGGCUUUGAACAUACCAUACGCGGUAACGUUGUGUCAUAGCAAGCAAGCAGGUGAUUCUUAGAGUCGAUAACGGAUUUGAAUACAGUGACAAGAUGUCGAACAUUAGUGCAUUCUAUCGUGACAAGGUCGUGUUCGUGACCGGUGGUACCGGAUUUAUCGGGAAAAUCGUGGUUGAGAAGCUGCUACGAACGAGUGAAGUGAAAGAAGUCAUUCUGUUGGUGCGUGAGAAGAAGAAUACACUGCCGGAACAGAGAAUCAAGGAUUUGUGCUCGUCGCCAGUUUUCACCAAACUCAAAAAGAAAUCCCCAACCUUCACAGACCGUAUCAAGGUCAUCGAAGGCAACCUGGAGAAGGAAAGGCUCGAUCUGUCGGCUGCGAGUGUAGAAUACUUGCAAGAGAACGUCCAGGUAAUCCUGCACAUCGCUGCAACCGUCAAGUUUGAUGAAGAAAUUAUCAAAGCUCUUGGCAUCAAUCUGGGCGGCACCAGAGAAGUGCUCGAAGUUGCCAGAGAGGCAAAGAAGCUAGAGAGUUUCAUCUACGUCUCAACGGCUUACUCGAACAGCUAUCAGGAUCACAUCGAGGAACGCGUCUAUCCGCUUGAGAUGAGCCCGGAAAAAAUUCUCGCAAAUCUAGAAAAUGACAAGAUGAAGGAGGACGUCUUCAAGUACUCCCUGAAGUGGCCAAACACGUACACGUUCACUAAAGCCCUAGCUGAAGCUCUAACCCAGGGCUACCGACAGUACUUCCCAGUGGCAGUCGUCCGGCCUUCAUGUGUCAUGCCCGCGCUAGAUGAGCCGAUCCCCGGCUGGUGUGACAGUAUAUAUGGUGUUAAUGGUACAUUUAUCGGCUGGUACUAUGGCUUGAUUCGGACUUCCCAAAUCGACUCACAAGUACAGAUUGACACCGUUCCGGUGGACUACGUUAGUAAUACCAUCAUCGCUUGCGGAUGGAAAACCUAUGCCACACGGGAGGAAGAGAAGGAAGUUAUAGUGUACAACUGCAUAAGUUCUGCGGAUAACCCUCUGACGUUUGAUGAGCGGCGACUUGAGUGCAAGAAGGCCAUUCAGAAGCACCCCCUGUUGACGGGCCUGUACACACCGUUCAGUGUGUGUACCUCCAGCGAAACGCUUUUCCGCAUCUACUCGCUGUUCCUACACUACUUGCCGGCGUUCCUGAUGGAUACCGCGCUGCGGCUACGGGGCGAGAAACCACGACUAGUCAGCACCUACCAAAAGAUCGACAAGGUAGUCGAAACGGUUAAAGUGUUCACCAAUACCACGUUUUUCUUCGACAACGAGAACAUGCGGGAUCUCUACGUGCUCAUGAACUCACAAGACCACCGGCAGUACCCUUGCGAUAAUCGCUCCUACACCUGGCGGCUGUACUUCGAGCGCAUCAUUCCUGGUCUGAAAAAGAACUUCUUUAAGGAAGACCUCAACAAUGUCAAGGAGGCCAAGCAGGCGCUUCGGAAGAAGGAACUGACUGUCAGCAGCAUCCUGGCCGUUUUCUUUACUUUUAUCUUAUUCCAGCUGUACUAUCUGCUUUUUUGAAUUCAAUAUACAAUCUAAUGAAACGAAAAUAGGCUGCGUGAUUCUGGUCACGCAUGGAGUGUUCAGGUCUGAUUUGAUAAAAUAAGAUUACUCUGUAACCUUAGAUAGGGCACUCUCUCUAGUGUAUACAAUAACAUGUUGACAUGGCUACUAAACGGCGGACGUGUUCAGAUUCUUCGAGGGCAGGUAACAUGGAGGUAACCUUGAACACAUGUUUGUCGCGUUCAUCACGUGAGCGAAUGGCGGGUUAGCAAAAGCAUAGGUCAUGUAAAUAACGGUUUGUUUCUAGCAUUGAUAUGAAAAUGUAAAAAAAGAAAUACAAACAUAUAAUUCACACACAAAACAACAACUACAACACUUCCAGCCGUUUGUGCGUGCACCGGCUAAAUUUAAAUCUAGUUUAUAAUGCUGCUUGCUCAAUCUUUUUCCAUCAUGUAUUUAUUAAAUUGAAUUUGUGUGCUCCUGUCGCUUAAA